GAUGAACUUAAGAAUGUCGAUCUUCUUCUUCGAAUUGAUGGCUGGUCCUCUGACUGUCAGUACCUAUCCACCGAGGGCGACGUAGGAGGCAUUUGUAGCACUCUGCACGAGGGUAGAAAACUCCACGGUCUACUACCCAAACAUUGCUGCCAUCGCCCUCCCUACACUGCCGCCGUCUGUCUCACAACCUACUCCAGGGGCAGGAGGCAGCACUAGGGUUUCGAUCGCGCCCCUCAAAUCCUGUCGAUUUGAUUCAGUCGUCGGUCCUGAAAGCCCCAACCUCGGUGGCCUCCGCUAAUUCUGCAAAUCUCAAAUCAAAGCUCGUUGGAGGACCGAGGAAGUCGACCAAAGCGAAGAAAUCACAAGCGAAAAGGUGAGGAAGAUGAGGGACAGAACAAUCGCGAAAGACAGGAAAAAGAUAAGUAGUUUUAAUUCAUGGGGAAAAUGUAAGAGUCACAUACUUAAUUUGAUAAUUAUCAAAGUUGAUUUGGAUAAUUGGCAAACUUAUUUACAUGAUUCGAUAAUUGGGCCGGUAAUACUGCAAGUGUUGACAUCAAUCUGACGUCUGAACCGGAUUGAAAACAUGAACCGGCAAGGGUGACGCUUCAAAUACUCGCCCUUGCGGCGAUUCGACUUCCAAAACCCUAGCACUAAUUCCCACUUCAUCCGCCUCGGUCCGCUGCCGCCGUCGCGAUGCCGCCCAAACUCGAUCCGACCCAGGUCGUCGACGUCUUCGUGCGCGUCACCGGUGGUGAGGUCGGUGCAGCCAGCUCUCUUGCGCCAAAGAUCGGCCCUUUGGGUCUCUCCCCGAAGAAGGUCGGAGAGGACAUCGCCAAGGAGACGGCCAAAGACUGGAAGGGCCUUCGAGUCACCGUCAAGCUCACUGUCCAGAACCGCCAGGCCAAGGUCUCCGUCGUUCCCUCCGCCGCCGCCCUCGUCAUCAAGGCCCUCAAGGAACCCGAGCGAGACCGCAAGAAGACCAAGAACAUCAAGCACAACGGAAACAUCUCUUUGGACGAUGUCAUUGAGAUCGCAAGGGUGAUGCGCUCCAGAUCCAUGGCAAAGGACCUCUCCGGCACUAUCAAAGAGAUUCUCGGAACUUGCGUCUCCGUAGGCUGCACGGUUGACGGCAAGGAUCCCAAGGACCUUCAGCAGGAGAUAUCGGAUGGUGAGGCAGAGGUUCCUCUUGAGUGAUUUUAGCUUAAUUUUGCGCUUAGAUCAUUUUGCUUUAAAUUACUUACUUUGCUCUUUAUCUAAGGUAGUUUUGUUGGAUUUGAUCUUAGUUACAUUUGAAAUCAAAACUUUUAUUCAUCAGCAAAAAAUAAUGUGCUUCAUUUUUGUAGUU
Molecule: messenger RNA, 1345 nt
Organism: Zingiber officinale
Lineage: Eukaryota; Viridiplantae; Streptophyta; Magnoliopsida; Zingiberales; Zingiberaceae
Product: 60S ribosomal protein L12-like
Exons: 1
Coding region: 694-1194 (166 amino acids)
Biological process (GO): translation
Cellular component (GO): cytosolic large ribosomal subunit; ribosome
Molecular function (GO): structural constituent of ribosome; large ribosomal subunit rRNA binding
Source: RefSeq, a predicted model, not a curated record